This is a messenger RNA of Hyphopichia burtonii NRRL Y-1933, 1683 nucleotides long. RefSeq names its product RNA-binding signal recognition particle subunit (gene SRP54). Bases 1 to 1683 code for a protein of 560 amino acids. Gene Ontology annotation, biological process: SRP-dependent cotranslational protein targeting to membrane, translocation; SRP-dependent cotranslational protein targeting to membrane. Lineage: Eukaryota; Fungi; Ascomycota; Pichiomycetes; Serinales; Debaryomycetaceae. Gene Ontology annotation, molecular function: GTPase activity; GTP binding; endoplasmic reticulum signal sequence receptor activity. Gene Ontology annotation, cellular component: signal recognition particle, endoplasmic reticulum targeting; cytosol. The transcript has a single exon. The record is from RefSeq and is a predicted model, not a curated record.
AUGGUUUUAGCAGACUUGGGUUCUAGAUUAAGAACCGCAUUGGGGAGUGUGGAUUCGGGUUCACAGGAUGAAUUGCAAUCGAUCAUUAAGGAAAUUUGUACCGCAUUAUUAGAAAGUGAUGUUAAUAUUAAAUUAGUGGCCAAAUUACGAGAUAACAUAAAAGCAAAAUUAUCUAAAAAUAUUAACGACGACGAAAGUUUAACCAAUAAAAAGAAGAAAUUACAAAAAAUUGUCUAUGAUGAGUUAUGCUCAUUAGUUGAUUCAAAUGAAGAGCCUCCAAAGCCUAAAAAAUUAAAUCAUUCAUCAACAACUAAAAGAAAAAAUGGUAAAAAAAUUGUAUCAAAAGAAUCAUCCCAUGUUAUAAUGUUUGUUGGGUUACAAGGUGCUGGUAAAACUACUUCUUGUACCAAAUUGGCUGUAUAUUAUAAGAAACGAGGAUAUAAGAUUGGAUUAGUUUGCGCUGAUACUUUUAGAGCUGGUGCUUUUGAUCAAUUAAAACAAAAUGCAUUAAAAUCUUCAAUUCCUUAUUAUGGUUCAUAUUUAGAGACCGAUCCAGUUAAAAUUGCUUAUGAAGGGGUUUCUAAAUUCAAACAAGAUAAAUUUGAUAUUAUAAUUGUUGAUACUUCUGGUAAACAUAAACAAGAACAAGCAUUAUUCGAUGAAAUGAUUCAAAUUGGUAAUAUGAUUCAGCCAAAUCAAACCAUUAUGGUUUUAGAUGGUUCUAUAGGUCAAGCUGCCGAAUUACAAGCUAAAGCUUUCAAAGAAUCGGCUAAUUUUGGUUCAAUUAUUUUAACUAAAAUGGAUGGCCAUGUUAAAGGUGGUGGUGCUAUAUCGGCGGUUGCUGCUACAAAUACUCCAAUUGUUUUCAUUGGUACUGGUGAACAUGUUGGCGAUUUAGAAAUUUUUAAACCAACUUCUUUCAUUUCAAAAUUAUUAGGAAUUGGUGAUAUUCAAUCAUUAAUUGAACAUGUUCAAGGUUUAAAUUUACAAGAUGAUGAAGGUCAUAAGAAAACAAUUGAAAAUAUUAAAGAAGGUAAAUUUACCUUGAGGGAUUUUCAAACUCAAAUGAAUAAUUUUAUGAAGAUGGGUCCUUUAACAAAUAUUGCUUCAAUGAUUCCUGGUAUGUCUAAUAUAAUGUCUCAAGUUGGUGAAGAAGAAACUAGUUCUAAAAUAAAAAAUAUGAUUUAUAUAAUGGAUUCUAUGACUUCAAAAGAAUUAGAUAGUGAUGGAUAUAUUUUCACUGAACAACCCGAACGUAUUGUUCGUGUGGCAAGAGGUAGUGGGUGUUCGGUUGUUGAAGUUGAAAUGGUUUUACAACAACAACGUAUGAUGAGUACUAUGGCGGUUAAUACCAAAAAUAUGGCUGGUGCCGGUGGAUUACCUGGCGGACCAGGAGGUGUUGGUGGAGGACCAGCAGGUAUGCAAAGAAUGAUGCAACAAGCACAGUCAAAUCCAAAUUUCAUGCAACAAGCAAUGAAAAUGUUUGGCGGUGGUGGUGGUGGUGCUCCAGGAGCUGGUGGUAUGCCAGACAUGUCAUCCAUGAUGAACAAUCCUCAAAUGAUUCAACAAGCUCAACAAAUGAUGAGACAAAAUCCAGGUAUGAUGCAACAAGCUCAACAAAUGAUGCAAAAUCCAGGUAUGAUGCAGAAAAUGAUGCAACAAUUUGGUGGUAUGGGAAUGUAA